GAAAAAUAAUAUUGGUAUUAUAUGGGUAAUUUGUUGGUGGCGCCUACAAGAGAGGAGAGGAAGCCGCCUUUGUGUAGAAGUGAAACUGAAUGAGUAGAUGUGCUGGAUCUAGAGUGAGAGCAACAACAUUGUUCCUGUAAAGCAGGGAAGCUGUGGUUCAGAGGAGCAGAGAAUCAUUUUAGCUGAAACAUGUCUUCAUCUGUAUCAACUACGGUGGGAGGUGUGGUGGUGGUCACCCAUGUACACCCAACACCUCAGGGUGCAAUGCCCCAACUUCCUGUGGGCAUCCAGAAGUUCAGCAGGGCCUCGCCGAUGGCGCUUGGGACAGUUCAGAUCAUGAUCGGCCUGAUGACUCUGCUGUUUGGGAUCGUUUUCAUGGCUCACGCAGAUACAGUGGGAGUUUACAGUGGCAUUUUCAUCUGGGGAGCUUUGAUUCACAUUCUAGCUGGAUCUCUGACAGUGGCUGCUGGGAAAUCUCUGAACCGCUGUCUGGUGAACGGUGCUCUGGGUGUCAGCAUCUUAGCAGCAGUUGUUUCCUGUAUUGCAACCAUCCUCCAUUCUCUGGAUGCUUCAGGGAUUACGUGGAGGCCAUGCUAUGACUACUCUAAUCUCCAGGAGGGAGGGAUGAAUUAUGACUGCCUCUUUUAUCAGGCUCGGACACAAGGAGUUUUGGGGGUCUUGAUUGUUUUCAACUUAUUGGAGUUAAUUGUUUCAAUCACCGUCGCAGGAUAUGGCUGCUGCGCCUCUUACAGUGCAGAGGAAUCAUCAGUGGUUUUUGUAUCUGCAGAUGCUUCACUGACUAGACAUGCUCCACCCAGUGCACUUUUCCUCAAAGACAUUGAGCCACCAGAAGAACCACUCUACCAUAACCAGUCAAUGCUGCUGUCAUCAGCUGAAGAGUCAGUCUAAACUGACCAUCCUGUGACAAAAUUCUCUUUUAAUCUUAACUGAAAGAUAAUAUAAGAUGAGAAUCUAAAUUCAAUGUGUCAUUCAUAACCCAACAUUUGUAAAACUAAACAUCAGACACAUGAUUGUGUGUAUAUCUGAUGUCAUGCAAACAAAAAGCUUUGUUUAAAAAAAGUGCUAUCAUUCAGAGAUGAUUAAACUGUUUGCUAAAGACUGCA
Molecule: messenger RNA, 1124 nt
Organism: Lates calcarifer (barramundi perch)
Lineage: Eukaryota; Metazoa; Chordata; Actinopteri; Centropomidae
Product: membrane-spanning 4-domains subfamily A member 15
Exons: 8
Coding region: 190-909 (239 amino acids)
Cellular component (GO): membrane
Source: RefSeq, a predicted model, not a curated record